AUGUCCGUUUCUCUUAUCCACACGUUUUCCGGCCACAGAGACAAGUGCUGGUCGAUCGACGUUGACCGGGCACGCGGGCUGCUGGCGUCUGUGUCGUCGGACAAGACGUGCCGAGUGUACAAUCUGAACACUCGGCGACUGGUGGGUGUUCUGGACGACAACACGCACACCAAGACGAUGCGCAGUGUGCGGUUCAAGCCGUCGAGCACGGUGCCUGCGCUCGCGAUCGGGUCGUUCGACUCCACCAUCUCGAUCUGGUCCCGCGAGGACGACGACUGGGUGCUGAUGGCCAUCAUCGAGGGCCACGAGAACGAAGUCAAGAGCGUCGACUGGUCGCACGAUGGCGUUUACCUGGCCUCAUGCUCCAGAGACAAGUCGAUCUGGGUCUGGGAGGCCGACGAGACAAACGAGGAGUUUGAGUGUAUCAGUGUGAUCCAGGAGCAUGAACAGGACGUCAAGAACGUUGUCUGGCACCCGAGCAAAAACGUGCUGUGCUCUAGCUCGUACGACGACACUUCCCGGGUGUUCAAGCAGGACGACUACGACGAGGACGAAUGGGUGUGUGUGGCCAACUGCCAGGGCACCCAGGGAACGAUCUGGUGUGCGGACUGGGAGAAGAGCGACAAUCUACGGUUUGUCAACUGCAGCGACGACUCGUUAGUCAAGAUAUGGAAAAAGACCAGUCCGGAGACCCAGACCGGGACCGGCGCAACGCUGCCGUCCACGCUCAAGUCCGAGGAGGAGUGGGUGCUGGACGCGACGCUGCCGAAAGUGCACACGAUGCCGGUGUAUGGUGUUGCUUGGAAUUCGAACGGACUGGUUGCCAGCUGCGGCUCCGACGGCCGGCUCGCAAUCUACCAAGAGUCCAACGGCGACUGGAAAGUGGUUGCGGUGCAGGAACUCAGCCACGGGGUGGCCGAGCUCAACUGCGUCAAGUGGUGGAAUGAUAACACUCUAUUAACAGCCGGCGACGACGGUAACGUGAAUAUGUGGAUGGUUUCUCUUUCUUAG
Ogataea philodendri is the source of this 1011-nucleotide messenger RNA. RefSeq lists its product as uncharacterized. NCBI's taxonomy places the organism in Eukaryota, Fungi, Ascomycota, Pichiomycetes, Pichiales, Pichiaceae. Bases 1 to 1011 code for a protein of 336 amino acids. Gene Ontology annotation, cellular component: cytosolic [4Fe-4S] assembly targeting complex. The record is from RefSeq and is a predicted model, not a curated record. The transcript has a single exon. Gene Ontology annotation, molecular function: protein binding. Gene Ontology annotation, biological process: iron-sulfur cluster assembly.